GGAAAAAAACCCAAGUGACCAUAAGCGCGGAGGUUUAGUCCGUCAUCUGCCUUCAUGCCUGUCAACUGAGCUCCGUCUGGGGGGCAGCUCCUCUUCCCCAGCGCGGACGUGGAUUUACCGCCCGUGGGGGGGGGCUGAGCUCUCGUCUGUUUUCGGCACCACACACCUGGUUUGGACGCUGGACGCCAUGUUGUGGAAGCUAGCAGAUAAUGUCAAGUACGAAGAGGACUGCGAGGACCGGCACGAUGGGAGCAGCAACGGGAACCCGCGCCUCCCGCACCUCUCUGCGGUCAGCCAACACCUGUACAGCCCGGCUCCGCCGCUCUCCCACUCGGGCGCCUCCGACUUCCAGCCCCCUUACUUCCCUCCGCCGUACCAGCCGCUGCCUUACUCCCAGUCCACCGACCCCUACUCCCACCUCGGGGACCCCUUCUCCAUCAACCCGCUGCACCAGCCGCCGCCGCCGCCCCCCAGCCAGCAGCAGAGCGCCUGGCCCAGCCGGCAGAGCCAGGACCCGCCCGGCCUCGCCCCCCACGGCCGGCCCGGCCUCGUCCCGCACCUCUCGGCUCUGGAGAGCGGCUCCGCCGGCGCCCGCAGGGAAACGUACCGCCGCUCCGAGCUGCUCCUGCCCCACGGACACGGGCUGGAUGCCUCCGUGCUGGCCGAUAACUUGGGCCUGCACGACAUGGCUCACCAGAUGGAGGAGGUGCAGAAUGUGGAAGACCAACACUUACUAAUGCAUGACCAGACAGUCAUUAGAAAAGGUCCCAUUUCCCUAACGAAAAACAGUACUCUGAGUCUUCCCUGCCAAAAGGAUGGACUAAUUGGAGUGGUCAUAAACCCCAAUGAAGUAUUUUGUUCGGUUCCGGGCAGACUUUCCCUCCUGAGCUCCACGUCGAAAUACAAAGUGACAGUAGCAGAGGUGCAGAGGCGGCUCUCGCCCCCCGAAUGUCUCAAUGCCUCUUUGCUAGGAGGAGUACUCCGAAGAGCCAAAUCUAAAAAUGGUGGCAGAUCAUUAAGGGAAAAACUGGAUAAAAUUGGCUUGAAUCUUCCUGCUGGUAGAAGGAAAGCUGCAAAUGUGACACUAUUGACAUCUUUGGUGGAAGGUGAAGCUGUACAUCUUGCUCGUGACUUUGGUUAUGUAUGUGAGACGGAGUUUCCUUCCAAAGCAGUGGCCGAAUAUCUAACUAGACCACACAUGGGCCGUAAUGAAAUGGCAAACAGGAAGAGUAUGCUUCUUGCUGCAAAGCAGAUCUGUAAGGAAUUCACAGACCUCCUCACUCAGGACAGAACUCCUCUUGGAAACACGAGACCUAGUCCCAUCUUGGACCCUGGCAUCCAGGGCUGUUUGACUCAUUUUAGCCUGAUCACGCAUGGCUUUGGGAGCGCUGCCAUCUGUGCUGCCAUGACAUCCGUCCAGAACUACCUAAAUGAAGCAUUAAAAAUAGCAGACAAAACAUACAUGAACGCUGGUGACCAGAGCCCUGCAGAAACCAACAAAACCAUUGAUAAAAUGGAUAAGCACAGGAAGUAAAAGGAGGGAAACCAGACUUUAAACUCUUCCUCCUAAGCACAGACUGGGAUCUUCUUACCAGGGGGAACGUAGAGAUUUGUUUUUUUGGUGUUUGUUGUUUUGUUUUGUUUUUUUGGUUGGUUUGUUUUUUGUUUUUUUAUUUUUUUUGGUGGGGUUUUUUUUUUGUUUGUUUUUUGUUUUUUGUUUUUUUUUUUUUUAAGAAAAGAGGGGAAAAAGGGUGAAAAAAAAAAUCAUCUUAUUCAGGAUCAUCACUCCUCCUGGAUCCAUGAGACAAGUUUCUAAAAGCUGCAGUAUCCCUUACCUGUGGAAGCAAUUACCAGAAGAUAAGUACAUGGUACAAGUGUAUUGAAAUCCUUUGCUGUAAAAGUGGUGCUAUAAGGGGGUUUUGAUGGAAAUAUGCAAAGAGAUAUAUUUAGAUUUCUUUUCCACAUCUAAGUAUCUAGUCUUGACCAGCUCCAUGUAUAAUUUUUAAGAUGCAGAUUUUAGAUAGAAGCCUAUUUGUUAUCUGAUAAAAUUUCAGGGUUUUAUUCUCUCUAAAUGCAACAGUAACAAUAAAACAGUAUUAAACAAUGGUAUAUAGAUUUAUGUACAUUAAAAUUUUUUAUAAACUUCUAAAAAUAGUAAGAUUAUUCUGUGGGGGGUUUUGUUUGGGGUUUUUUUUUGUUUGUUUGUUUGUUUUUUUUUUUGUUUCUUUUUUUGUUGUGCUUUUUCCUCUUGAUUUUCAGAUUACCAUAGGAGAGUACUAAAAUCCUGCUUGACUUAAAAGUUAUCUGAUGGCAUUUGACAUGCUGAUUUUUUUAAUGGGAAUAUUCAGGCUUCAUUACUGCAGUAGUGUGGGCUGCAGUGAAUCUUAUCUUGAUUUUAUUUUGUUUUUUAAACGAGGAAUAGUUCAGAAUGAAAAUGCUUUUAGAAAAUUCUGUGUCUAAGGAUAUUGCAGCUUUAUUAACAUAUUUAUAUUGUUUUUAAAUUGGGAGCGAGCUUGAAAAAAUAGGCACAUAACUUUUUUUGAAUAUUUUCUUGUUUUGCCUAUUAAGGCCAAAAACUAUUUCCAGGGAGGAUUUAUGUGUAUUAAGGGAAGCAGUGUGUUGAAUGUAAAUAUUUAUUUAUGUGUAAUUUAAUCGGAUUUGUAAAUAAUGGUGAACUUUUUAAUACUUUUU
This is a messenger RNA of Strigops habroptila (Kakapo), 2691 nucleotides long. It is a transcript of the gene TFAP2C, whose product is annotated as transcription factor AP-2 gamma. Gene Ontology annotation, cellular component: nucleus. Lineage: Eukaryota; Metazoa; Chordata; Aves; Psittaciformes; Psittacidae. Gene Ontology annotation, molecular function: RNA polymerase II transcription regulatory region sequence-specific DNA binding; DNA-binding transcription factor activity, RNA polymerase II-specific. The transcript has 7 exons. Gene Ontology annotation, biological process: anatomical structure development; regulation of transcription by RNA polymerase II; regulation of cell population proliferation. Bases 188 to 1534 code for a protein of 448 amino acids. The record is from RefSeq and is a predicted model, not a curated record.